Suillus clintonianus is the source of this 696-nucleotide messenger RNA. RefSeq lists its product as uncharacterized. NCBI's taxonomy places the organism in Eukaryota, Fungi, Basidiomycota, Agaricomycetes, Boletales, Suillaceae. The record is from RefSeq and is a predicted model, not a curated record. The transcript is spliced from 3 exons. The coding region runs from base 83 to 406 and encodes 107 amino acids.
UGAAACUCCGACCGUUACAACUUUCACUAGCACUACAUAGUACACCGCACCACUUUUCACUUUUAGACUUGCCAGCGGCGCCAUGCCAGCCCAAUAUCAGUCACUCUCAACCAACGACCCCGCUGAAACAGAGGGCGAUCCACAACUGCAGUCUCAACUCAAGCAACUCGAUGCAGAUCCUCGUUUUAACCACCCCGCGCCGUCGCUCUGGAAGCGCGUUGCACUCCUUCUCGUGACAGCAUUCCUCUUCUGGGCUGCAUUCCAGUUGCAGUCCCCGAAAUCCCAACCUAAAACUAUUCAUGCUGAUAGAUACUCAAAGGAGUUCAAAUAUCGCCCAGCAGCGAGUCCUGUGAUUACGGAGCGACUCAAAGAUGGUGUAGUCCGUCUUCGCGGGGCAUAUUUCUAGUCGUAUGGGUGACGUUGUUAAGACCAGUCAUUGUAUAUCUUAGAUAUCACUAUCAUUCCCGACCUUCAUUCUUGUCGUACAUCUCCCCCUUUCUAAUACCCACAACACUCUUUAUACAGAACUGAGGAUUGUGCCACUCCUCACAUCUUCGUGGAUGGGUAUAUCCCUCAGCCUUGGAUUUGACUGUGUAGUCGAGGAUCUAGAGUUUGCUGACAGCAAAUUUUAUGACUCUAUCCACUUCUCCGUUCUAUGCUCUCUAACGCCGUCAUGCUUACCUUCAAUAGUCUGCG